Dermacentor albipictus is the source of this 1710-nucleotide messenger RNA. It is a transcript of the gene Pcmt, whose product is annotated as Protein-L-isoaspartate (D-aspartate) O-methyltransferase. Gene Ontology annotation, cellular component: cytoplasm. The record is from RefSeq and is a predicted model, not a curated record. Gene Ontology annotation, biological process: protein modification process. Gene Ontology annotation, molecular function: protein-L-isoaspartate (D-aspartate) O-methyltransferase activity. Lineage: Eukaryota; Metazoa; Arthropoda; Arachnida; Ixodida; Ixodidae.
GAAAGGACGGGGUGCCCUAGCGAAAACGCGCACUAUCAGUGGUGCAUGAUGUGUGCGCGUUCGAUGGCGUAAGCAGCCGCAUUUUGAAGGUACGCGAGGCGCGCUUUGCGCUUCAUCGUCGGAUUGAGCCGCGCAGCAAGGUGGAAACCGCCUACAGUAGAUGCUGUUCAGAGCUGUCUUUGGAGUAUUCCUAACGUGUUGCUUUACUACGUUUGCCAUGGCUUGGAGGUCACACGGCAAAAACAACCUCGAUUUGGUGCGCAACUUGAAGCGCAAUGGAAUCAUCAGGAGCCAGAAGGUUGAAGACGUGAUGAGUAGCGUUGACAGAGGAAACUACUGCCCCCACAACCCCUACAUGGACUCACCGCAGGGAAUCGGAUACGCCGUCACAAUCAGCGCACCACACAUGCAUGCCCAGGCCCUAGAGUCUCUCAAGGAUCACCUGAAGGAAGGAGCAAGGGCCCUGGAUGUUGGCUCAGGGAGUGGCUACCUCACGGCUUGCAUGGGGCUCAUGGUUGGCGAGACUGGUUUGGCCGUGGGCAUUGACCACAUUCCGGAACUGGUCAACGAGUCCAUUGCCAACAUUGAACGCGACCAACCAGAACUGCUUAAAUCCAAAAGGGUCAAGAUGCUCGUGGGAGACGGUCGCGAAGGGUAUCCCGAGAACGCUCCAUAUGAUGCAAUCCAUGUGGGAGCGGCAGCUCCGGACAUGCCAAAAAAGCUGGUGGAACAGCUCAAGCCUGGUGGACGCCUGAUCUGCCCUGUUGGACCAGCCGGUGCGAGCCAGACGCUGGAGCAGGUGGACAAGCUGGAGGAUGGCACCGUGCGGCGCACCUCCCUCAUGGGCGUCGUCUACGUGCCGCUGACGGACAAGGAGUCCCAGUGGCCUGGAAGCUCACGCAAUCAACCCAGUGCUCAUCGCCUAUCAGCCAGAACAGCGAGGGCUUCGCGAACUCCUUCACAGCGCGAAGACAGCGACAGUACAACACACGAGCCCAGUCUCUGCUGUUCCAAGGUUGCUGGUGCUUGUGUGCUGUUUCUAAAGGGUUGUCUGCACCACGCUGUAAGAGAUGAACUCCCGGUGGCUCACCCCUAGCAGUGGCCGCCGUGAUGAACUAUAAGAGGAAGGCGGCAGCGCGGAAGUGUGGAGAGUCGUCGUCUAGCCACGCAGAGGCCGACGAGACCUAGUCCUUGUUUCUCUUCCUAAGCGACAACCCAAACAGGCAACAAGAACAAGCGGGGAUGAUUUUUCACCCCAAGUCGCUUAAAAUGGACGCCUCUCACAGUUGAUUACUUUUUUUUUUUCUUGUCUUGUCCCGCACGUGUGCCAAUUGUUGCAGCCUUAUUUAUGGACUCGACAAUUCCUCACCGGCUUGAUGUUGCAACGCUGGACUUGAAUGGCAAUUCCCCAUGAACUGUUGGUUCAGGUGUGCUGAGAGACUGGGAGAUUUGUGUGGUUGUAGUGGGUGUGCUGGAGACAUGAAGAGGGCCAACGCCAUCAGUUUUGUUCCCACGUUUCCUCCAAUAGUGUAGCAUUUGAAACAAGCUUUGGCAAUGUUCUUCAGCUGAAGCUGAGUGUGCCCCACUUCUUUUUGUCAUGUUUUUUUCUUUCUUUGUGCAAUGAGUGCUAGCCAGGCCCACCUUGUGGCAACACGACAUGCAGCAUUUCAAUAAACAUCAUUUUGAGGGCUUCUUACAGCUGUCCUUUGA